CUUCUAGUUAUUAUUACUGAUAACCUAAUCGCACGUAGACUUACUAUAUUGAUGAUAUGGCAACGAUUUGAAUAAAUUUACUUGCUCAGUCAGUACUCACAAUUUCGACCAUAUUUCCACGAAAAUGGGCGAAAAAGAAAGCGUACUUUCCGAUUUCGACGUCGGAAAUAAAGACUACAAACCGCCUUCGGUUGAAGAACUUUUGGCAGCUUUAGAAAACAUUGCCCUUCCGGAGAAAGAGAAGGAAGAAUUAAGGAAAAGUAUCCUUAGCGGUGAAUUGGCACAGAAAGCUGAAAGUAUCGCCGGAGCAGCUACGCAAAAAGUUGUUGCUAGUUCGGGUGAAUUCGUUGUGUUGUUUCUUUUAAUUUCCCUUGUGUUCUUAGUGCUAGUAUUCUUUGGCUACAAAUUGUAUUCGUCUCUCAAGGAAAAGGAGAGAAAACGCGAGGAGAAGAGGAAGUUAAAACAGCAAAAGAAGAAAAAGUGAACUAAACGUUAAAUUAUGUUUCAAUUGUUACACAAUCAUUCCAUUACACGUAAGAUUAUCGUACGUAUUGUACCUUGUUUAAAACAAAAUUGUGUUCUUAUUUCUUAAAUAUGAAUGUUCCAUAUUUAUCUAAUUUGAUGUUGUAAUAUUGUAAUAUUUUAUUCUAUACAUAUAUAUUGUUUAAAAGAUAU
Phyllotreta striolata is the source of this 675-nucleotide messenger RNA. The record is from the annotation of a GenBank genome assembly. Lineage: Eukaryota; Metazoa; Arthropoda; Insecta; Coleoptera; Chrysomelidae.